AUCGGGUCAACAUGGCUUUGCUAAAAUUAACCGACUGGCUUGGAAAAGCUGAUGAACACAGUUUAACUGAUGUUGUUGGUGUCUGCAUAGCCGCGGAAAAUGUGCGCGGAACAGGCCUUGGCCUCGUGGGGUGAUCUGCAACCCCUUCGCUCCAAGAUGUCCCAGAAGACGCGGUCAAGCGCUCCGCGGCCGAACGGCACUCAAGCGAAGGUCCCGGAAUCUCGCAGGAGAAGCACGGUCGACGACGCUGCCGGCACCAAAGCACGGAGCGUCAGCCGGGACAACCGAGCCCCCGACCGUCGCGAGGGCGUCAAGCCGCCCGCGCAGAAUGGGAGCCAGCGAGGCUCCGGUCAGCACGAGAGCAGGAAAGCUCCACUCCCGCCGGAGGGCAAGAAGCCGCCCGGCCAGCGGGUCGCCAGGUCCACGUCGAGGCAACCGGACAGCGGGAAGUCGACCCUCCAGCCCGACGCAAAACCGGCGCCCAGUCGACGCGACAGCAAGGCGAUCGCGGCCGAUCCGAGGGUUUCGUCGCGUCCAACCGCGUCGAAGAACAAGGACUCCCUUGCGUCGCGGGUGUCGAACACUGGGGUGAAGUCACCGAGCCGCGUUGGCACAGAGACGGCCGAACCGAGCGGCCGGAGACACUCGCGAGAUAGCGAGAAAGAACGAGGAUUAGGGAAGGUCGCAGCGACGUCGUCGAGCGGCGCGUUGGAAAAACGUCCCAAGGACCGCACAAGGACGGCGGCGGGUCGACCUCCAGGUGGCAGCGCCGAAGCUAAGGAUGGCGACGAGACUGAGUCCAAAGGCUCAUCGCCAGCGACAUCUCGGAAAAAGCAGUCGUCACAUGUGAGCAAAGUUGAAAAGCCUGAUCAUCAAGAACGCAAGAGUCCUUAUGUGACAGGAGGCACGUCUCACAAGACGUCAAAAUCUCGGCCACAAAAAAUUGCUGUUUCAGAGAAGGAGAAUGCGCAACCUCCAACACCGACCACCACGGCAUCAAAAAAGCCUCGGACGGUCACAAGACAGGAAACUUAUUCUGCGGAACAGUUGCAGCAGGCUGGCUCGAGGGAAGCGGCGAGGGCCGUGGAAGUUGCCAUGGAAACUGAACAGGGAAUCGACAAUGCGCGAGCUUCAACGUCUCAUUCCGCAGAAAAGGUUAUCCCUGAGUCCUCAAAGUCAGAAACGUCCAGGACGAGGCAUUCUUCAGUCGCAGAUGACGGGUACUGUUACGACGACGAUUUCGAGGAUUACGAAUCCGACUUUGAAAACGAUGACGCAGUGGAUGACGAAAGUAGUGCGAGCAGCGCCGUCAGUGACAGCAGCAGUGACGUCAGUGACAGUGCCCCCGCAAACGGAAGCGAUGAAGUGACGUCAAGUGAAGGUCCCCUGCUACCGACGAAUGAUAAACUGACAACGCAGGAGUACAGUGAAGUCAACUCAGAGAAACUAAAACAGCAAUCCCACUGGAAAUCCGAGCCGGUUCUGGAUGUGGAUGCGAAACCACCUGCUCCGCUAAUGCCAACUUCCUUCUCGACGUACAGUCUGGUCAGCUAUCUGACGGCUCAGAAGAAAGAAGAGGACAAGAAAGUGCUCAGCAAAGCGCAGCAGCGGGCUAAGGACGUCCUGGAGAUGGUCUCCCUGGAUACCAUGACGUACCAGGUGUUCGACAUCCCGCCUGUCACCUACGACGUGUACAUCUCGACAUUCGGCCGGGCCGACGCCAAACAGGUGCUGAUCCAAACCGAACUCGGCGAUGAGGAAGAGUGCCAAACAGAAAACAUCGAGCUCGAGGAGAAAUGGACUCAGCAGCCUCCUCACGACUACAAGGGCUUUGGCGGAGGAAAUGGAACGCCCAUUGGUAGCGAUGCUCAGGGCUUGCGGAGUGGCGAAGACGUGAUGAACCUUUUGGACUUCCUGAAAAACUCGUCCGACCUCAUGCUUCGCGUUAUUGACGAAGACCUAGCCUGUAAAACUCGGCGAAACCUCAAGCGAGCGUCCGAGGUGGACGGCUUCAGCGGCGGCUUCUUGAGGCUGGAUCCCCUCACUUUUGCCAAAGGUUCUCCGAUCAACUUCGUUCGCUUUUCACGACCGUGUCCAAACUACCUGGUCACAGGCCACGACUUCACAUCUACGCCGGAUGAAAUGCGAGCUCCUGGCGCCACGGUCCUUUGCGUCUGGAACCUCAACAGUCCUUCGACGCCGACGGAUGUGCUCGUCUCAAACUGCCAGGUGACGUGUUGCCACUGGUCUCCUCUGGAUGCGGUGUCCCUGGUCACAGGCUCGCUGGACGGUUCGGUCGAGUUGUGGGACCUCAGGGACAAGUUCUGCCUUUCCAAGAACGUUGUGAUCGACGAAGGCUGCCCACAAUGCCAAGAGUACAACAUGAAGAUGCCGGCGUACUCAACAGCCUCCCUCUUCGACAAGGACUGCCACUUCGCCAAAAUCGUGGACGUCUGCUGCCACCAAACGUGCGGCAGUUCCGACGUUGUCAAACAGCAACGGGCUUCGCAAAGUACGUCCGAAGGCGGCUACAACGUCUGGAGCCUGGACGAAGAAGGCACGCUGGUCUCGUGGGCGGUGGCCGCCGUGAAGAGCGAGCCGGAGGGAUCCCUCUCGGACCUCGGGCUCGCACCUGGGGCCGCGCUGAGACUCGUGCGUGCCGCGGUGUUCCGGGUGCCGCACUUCCUGCCGCCGUCGUACGAGGAAGCACGCGAAGGGCUGAGGACCUUCGGGGUGGCCAGGCUCGGCGACACGCGCCUUCUGGUCACCACGGACAUCGGAGUGGUCGUUCACUUGGAUCUUUACAAGGCGAGAACAUCACCUAAAGUGUUCAGUCCAAAGAAAAAGCCUUGGGCUGCUCAGGAGUGCUGUAUCUCAUUGUCUCCUCAUCACCCAUCAUUCUUUCUCGUGGCGAGCAGGGAUGGCGCUCUCAGACUGCAUUCUCUCGAGUACGAGCAAGCCGUGUGGGAGUGGGACCCGCUGGAGAGGACGGAGCUUGGAGCGCUCAUUUGGAGCCCCUGUGCUCCAACGCAGUUCUACGUCACCACGGCGGCCGGAGAGGUGACCACCUGGGACCUGUCGAUGAAGCACGACGGCCCCACAGGAGUCGCCAGGUUUCCGUCUUCCAGGGUGUUGGCGAUGGAUGCGGACAGCGCAUUGACGUCGAGGACGUUGGAGCGUUGCUUGGCAUUGGCCAUGGACGACGGCGUAACGCAGGUCCAUCUCAUGGGGCCCGCAGACGACAGCCACCGGCUAAGCCGCGACCAGAUACGAGAGAAGCUACUCGGCCUGUAGAAAUUAAUAAACGUGCACGUAUAUUUGCAUA
This is a messenger RNA of Dermacentor albipictus, 3325 nucleotides long. RefSeq names its product cytoplasmic dynein 2 intermediate chain 1. Gene Ontology annotation, cellular component: cytoplasmic dynein complex. Gene Ontology annotation, molecular function: dynein heavy chain binding; dynein light chain binding. Gene Ontology annotation, biological process: intraciliary transport. The record is from RefSeq and is a predicted model, not a curated record. Lineage: Eukaryota; Metazoa; Arthropoda; Arachnida; Ixodida; Ixodidae.